Molecule: messenger RNA, 366 nt
Organism: Episyrphus balteatus (marmalade hoverfly)
Lineage: Eukaryota; Metazoa; Arthropoda; Insecta; Diptera; Syrphidae
Product: diptericin-D-like
Exons: 2
Coding region: 56-295 (79 amino acids)
Biological process (GO): defense response to bacterium
Cellular component (GO): extracellular region
Source: RefSeq, a predicted model, not a curated record
GUUUAUUUCAAAACUUCAAAGAAUAUAAUCAAGUGUAGUUAAAAAUUCCUUCAAGAUGGAUAAAUCACAAUGGGACCCAAAACCUAGCAAAUUCAGUUUGGAUGGAACUUCUGUCUCUGGUGGCGGUAGUAAAGGAUAUAAUGUCAAUGUAAAUACUAGCUUCCCAAUUUACAAUAGCCCAAAUGGACGUAAUUCUAUUGAGGGAACAGCCCAAUACUCACAGCAUUUGGGUGGUAAAUUUGGAAACAGUCGUCCCAAUUAUGGAGGUGCAAUUAGAUUUACACAUAGAUUUUGAAAUUGUCAGUUUUAAAUCAUGUUUUGUUAUAAAAUGUAAAACUGAAGCCAUCCAUAACAUAAUAAAAUAAA